Owenia fusiformis is the source of this 2009-nucleotide messenger RNA. NCBI's taxonomy places the organism in Eukaryota, Metazoa, Annelida, Polychaeta, Sabellida, Oweniidae. The record is from the annotation of a GenBank genome assembly.
CUGAAUAUGUGUGCACAUUCACGUUGGAAAACAUCGUCUGUGGAGCUACGUUCAGACAGCGUGUAAAGCUGGAGGAACAUGAGAGAGUAUUCCAUAGAAUCCCUCACAAAGUUUGGCACUGUUUACAGUGUCCAGACAGGUCCUUUGGCAGUUUAGCUAAGCUGAACAAACAUACAAGAAACUGCCAUUCAGUUAGAUUUUUCUGCCCUGAAAGUGGAUGCAAUUUCAAUAGACCAGCCCAUUGUAAGAAUAAUAUUGAACGACACAUAGCCACCCAUAUGCGACCUUCCCAGGCACUUCCAUCACACACCAUUACCUCUAGGGAUUUGCCACCCACACCAACCACGCCCACAGCUAAUAUCCCUAGCUUAUUUGAUGUAGUAUUAAUGCCUCCCAGUACUAGUGAACCCAAGGUGACGUGGGUAAAUGAGCUUGACACCUUGGCUAGGGAUCCUUCCACCUCAUCUACCUUCAUGGAUGAAUCCCUAUUAGGUAUCAUACCAGAGGAUUUGUUUAAAGGCAUGGAAUGGGAUAACAUAGCUAGACUGUCCCCACUAAGGAGUGAUGUGUCAAGCGAUGGAACAGAAUACUACCAGCAUUCCCAAAUCCUGCCCCUCUCUCCUUCCCAAAGUUCACCUGAAAAGACAACUACCCCUCCCACCUCACCUCUAAAUGAAGGGUCUGGAUCCCAAGAGCAGGGUACUCCAGGCGCCAACAGUCAAAUCCUAUCUCCGCACACACCCAUGAAACCUUUCACCAUUCCCAAGAAGUCUAAAACUACAGGCACCUCUAAACAGAAAAACAAACCCCCUGUGAAGUCCAAACACAGAGGCACUUCAAAGUCCAAGGCUAAGUCUAAAGAAUCUUCAAAGAAGAAAUCAAAGGACUCCCUAAAACGUAAACUUUCCAAGAAGCCUCUACGUGCUAAAGUAAAAGCUAUGAAGAAGAAUUGGGAUACACUAUUGAAUGUUGAUGCUCUUGACGAAGAGCUAUGUCAGUCAAGUUCUAGUACAUCUUCAAAAUCUCCUAAAACACCCCCUAAGACCCCCUCGUGGAAAGUGCUCACACCAAAAGAGGACACUGAGACAGUUCUUAAUCCUGCCACUCCUGUCUCCCCAAUCAAGAUUGUGGUGUGCUCAAAAUCUGAGACUCCUGCCUCCAAGGCUCCAGCUACAAAUUCCAAUGUAGUGCAAGAGGAGAGCCAAACAGAACCCUUGAACUUAGUAUUGGACCUUUCCAUAAGAAGAACCGCCACGCCUACAACUUCAACCCAAAAACAGAAGACAUUGGAUUGUUGGUUAAAGCAAUAGACUAUACAACGACUUACAACAACAAAAAGAAACUAUGUAUAGCAUUUGCUCAUAUUCACAAACCAGUGAAACAUUAUCAGUGAUACCAUAUAUAUCUAUGAUAACCAGUGACUAACCAGUGACAAUAUUGGAUUAUAACAGUGCUACAUUGCUUACCUAUUAUAACACUAAUAGCAAUGAAUAAACUACAAGCAACAACAUCAACUUGCCAGGUGAUACUCCAACCAGAUUACAAGUGCAGCAGAACUACAAUGCAGUGACAAUAUACUUAUUAUGUUUAUCAAUGGUGCUACCACUAUAUAUAUAAGUAUAUAUUGAAAAUCUCAUAAACACUUAUUACAACCAGACUAAAAGUGCAAUAGAACUACAAUAAAUGACAUUAUGUUUAUUAGGUUUAUAAACAGUGCUAUCACUAUAAAAAAAGGUAUAUGUGAAAUACCUCAUGAACACUUAUUAAGUUAGAAAAUACAUUACAAAUAGUGUCAGAGUAACACAACUGUAUUGCGUGAUAUUAAAGUGCAAAGAUAAUGGAUAUUAUCAUUCUUUUUGUAUAUAUGUACAUAUGUUAAACUAUAUUAUAUUUUACAGAUAAUAGAUCUGAGUUGCUGAUUGUAUAAUGCUCAAUAAUUCCAGGAAGGUUCCUUUUAAUGCAUAAUCAAUAAUUUUCACUAGUCUCAGGAACCAAAUAGUAGAUGUUGU